AUAGCACUACGCACAAUCAUUCUGAAUCAUUUUUCUCUUCUGUUCUGAUUUUGUUUUCUGCAGAAGAGAAAUCAAAGAGAUUCGCAUUUUGAGAUUCUUCUCACUUCUCUGUUUUCUUCUAUUAAUCAGAUCAACAGAUUGGAACAGGAGCAAGAGAGCAAGAGAGCAAGAGAGCGAGAGAAGCCAAAAGUGCUCCAGAGAGAAUGGCAACGGAAGAGAAGUGGUGUGUAGUGACCGGAGGAAGGGGUUUUGCUGCCCGACAUUUGGUGGAAAUGCUGAUCCGGUCUGGGAAAUGGUCAGUUCGCAUUGCAGACUUGGGUCCUUCUAUCAAGCUCGAACCCAAUGAAGAGCAGGGAAUUCUUGGGGAAGCUCUUAGAUCUGGAAGUGCUCAAUAUGUGUCUGCUGACCUUCGAGACAAAGCCCAUGUAAUUAAAGCAUGCCAAGGUGCAGAGGUUGUUUUUCAUAUGGCUGCCCCAGAUUCAUCUGUCAACAAUCACCAGCUCCAUCAUUCAGUCAAUGUAGUAGGAACUAAGAAUGUUAUUGAUGCUUGUAUUGAGUGCAAAGUAAAGAGACUCAUCUAUACAAGCUCUCCAAGUGUCGUCUUUGAUGGGGUUCAUGGAAUAUUUAAUGGGGACGAGUCAAUACCUUACCCACCUAAGCACAAUGAUUCUUAUUCAGCAACUAAAGCUGAAGGGGAAGCACUAGUUAUCAAAUCAAAUGGAACAAAUGGGCUUCUAACCUGCUGUAUACGGCCUAGUAGCAUUUUUGGUCCUGGUGAUAAGCUGUUGGUUCCAUCUUUAGUUGCUGCUGCAAGAGCUGGGAAAUCUAAGUUCAUUAUUGGGGAUGGGAACAAUAUGUAUGAUUUCACUUAUGUGGAAAAUGUGGUCCAUGCGCAUAUUUGUGCUGAGCAAGCUCUUGCAAAUGAAGGUGUGGUCGCAGAAAGAGCUUCAGGGCAGGCAUAUUUUGUAACCAAUAUGGAACCAAUAAAGUUUUGGGAGUUUAUGUCACUUAUUCUUGAAGGUCUUGGCUAUGAGAGACCUAGAAUCAAAAUCCCUGCCUCUGUUAUGAUGCCGAUGGCAUAUAUAGUAGAGCAGACAUACAAGAUGUUUGCCUCAUACGGGAUGCGGGUUCCACAGCUGACACCUUCUAGAGUUAGACUCCUCUCAUGCAGCAGAACUUUCAAUUGUUCAAAAGCGAAGGAUCGACUUGGCUAUACACCUAUUGUCCCACUUCAGGAGGGUCUGAAGAGGACAAUCGAAUCAUAUGCACACUUGAGAGCUGACUGUUGGCCUAGAAGAGAUGGACCAUCUAAAGCUUUUAUAUAUCUUGGAAGUGGAAAGGUUGCCCACACACUUCUCUGGAAAGAUAAAAAGCAGUCUCUUACAGCAGUGCUAGUCCUGAUCGCCUUCUAUCAUUACUUCAUUGCAUCCGGAUAUACCAUCAUCACUGCAGUCUCAAAGCUUCUCAUGAUGGCAUCACUCUUCUUGUUUGUCCAUGGUGUUCUACCAUCAAAAAUAUUGGGUUAUACCAUUGAGAAGAUCCCUGCAUCCAAUUUUCACUUUCCUGAAGAAGCAGCACACCGUUCUGCUCUGGUAGUAGGGUCCACAUGGAAUUCUGCAGUUGAUGCUCUAAUAUCUCUUUGCAAAGGGAAGGAUUGGAAGCUAUUCAUUAAGGUUGUUUUCUCUUUAUUGAUGCUCAGCUUCCUUGGGGCCACAUCCCUUCAAAGAGUGUUUGUCAUAGGAGUGCCAUUUGCUUUCAUAGCUUUCUGUGUGUAUGAGAAAAAGGAAGAGGAAAUUGAUGGUUUAAUCCAUGAAACUGUCUCAUUCUUUUGGAAACUGAAAUCAAAGAUCACCAAGAAAUUUCUGGCCUCCAAAUGAUUCAGUGUGAAAGUGGUUUUUGAACCAGCAUCGAAAGUGAUUUUUGACAUGGACUGUGGGUCUCAUUACAUGAUAUGUAAUGUGGCUAUGUUGUCUCUGUGUUGCUAAAUCUGUUGUGUUGUUUUGGGACCCCAUAACAUAAAUGUAAUGGCUUUUCACAUGGGUUGGAUGGUAUAGCUCAAAUGGAAUGGAAUAAGAUGUCAUGAUGCUUUUUUUGAGUGA
Molecule: messenger RNA, 2099 nt
Organism: Macadamia integrifolia
Lineage: Eukaryota; Viridiplantae; Streptophyta; Magnoliopsida; Proteales; Proteaceae
Product: 3beta-hydroxysteroid-dehydrogenase/decarboxylase
Exons: 13
Coding region: 204-1877 (557 amino acids)
Biological process (GO): steroid biosynthetic process
Molecular function (GO): 3-beta-hydroxy-Delta5-steroid dehydrogenase (NAD+) activity
Source: RefSeq, a predicted model, not a curated record